Molecule: messenger RNA, 4622 nt
Organism: Pteropus alecto (black flying fox)
Lineage: Eukaryota; Metazoa; Chordata; Mammalia; Chiroptera; Pteropodidae
Gene: NOD2
Product: nucleotide binding oligomerization domain containing 2
Exons: 13
Coding region: 451-3492 (1013 amino acids)
Biological process (GO): regulation of apoptotic process; defense response to bacterium; positive regulation of canonical NF-kappaB signal transduction
Cellular component (GO): cytosol
Molecular function (GO): protein binding
Source: RefSeq, a predicted model, not a curated record
UCACGGCCCCGACGGCGCGGAGGAAUUGGGGCGCCGGCGGCCCCGUGGGCUCCGCCCUGUGCCAGGCUUAGAGAUGCCAGGACGAGAAAGACCGAGGCUUUGACUCAGGCCACGAAGGAGGGUGACACACAGACAACCGCAAGGAAAGCUGUGAAAUCCCCGGGCUCCUUGGCAUCGGGAAGCAUCCCUGCUUAAGAAACAGAAGCAGGCAUGCCUCCUCCUCUUCCAAGCCUGGGCCCUUUCACUUUCAUUUUGGUCUGGGCACCCUGUGACACCAGAACCCUGUGACAGUCGCAGCACGGACUCUGCUGAGAGAGUCUCCGCCGUUUGGGGACCCUCCCCGGCCUUGAAGCUCUGAGAGGUUGCGUCCCCUCGCUUCCCAGAACCCAGAGGCUGAGGGCUGAGCCCCGAUCCAGCGUGGACAGAGGCGACAGCCUGUAAUGUUGUGAAAUGUGCGCGCAAGAGGCUUUCCAGGCACAGAGGAGCCAGCUGGUGGGGCUGCUGGUCUCGGGGUCCCUGGAGGGCUUCGAGAGUGUCCUGGACUGGCUGCUCUCCUGGGACGUCCUCUCCUGGGAGGACUAUGAGGGCCUCAGCGUCCUGGGCCAGCCCCUCUCCCACUUGGCCAGGCGCCUCCUGGACACUGUCUGGAACAAGGGUGCCUGGGCCUGUGAACAACUCCUCGCAGCUGUGCAGGAGGCCCGGGCCGACAGCCAGUCACCCAGGCUGCAUGGCCACUGGGACCCCCACUCAUCCCACCCCGUCCGCGACCUGCGGAGUCACCGGCCAGCCAUCGUCAGGAGACUCUACAGCCACGUGGAGGGAGUGCUGGACCGGGCCCAGGAGCGGGGUUUCGUCAGCCCGUACGAAUGUGACGAAAUCAGGUUGCCCGUCUUCACGUCAUCCCAGCGGGCGAGAAGGCUCCUCGACCUUGCCACCGUGAAGGUGAAUGGAUUGGCUGCCUUCCUUCUACAGCAUGUUCAGGAAUUACCAGUCCCGACGACCCUGCCUUUCGAAGAUGCUGCAUGUACGAAGUACAUGGCCAAGCUGAGGGCCACGGUCUCUGCUCAGUCUCGCUUCCUGAGCACCUACGAUGGGGCAGAGAAUCUUUGCCUGGAGGAAAUAUACACAGAGAAUGUUCUGGAGAUCCGGACAGAGGUGGGCACGGCUGAGCCCCUACAGAAGAGCCCGGCCACUCUGGGCCUGGAGGACCUCUUCAGCACCCGUGGCCACCUCAACGAGGACGCGGACACCGUGCUGGUGGUGGGCGAGGCGGGCAGCGGCAAGAGCACGCUCCUGCAGCAGCUGCACCUGCUGUGGGCCACGGGGCGGGACUUCCAGGAGUUUUUGUUCGUCUUCCCGUUCAGCUGCCGGCAGCUGCAGUGCAUAGCAAAGCCUUUGUCCGUGCGGACGCUGCUCUUUGAACAUUGCUGCUGGCCUGACCUUGGCCAACAGGAGGUCUUCCAGUUCCUCCUGGACCACCCCGACCGCGUGCUCUUAACCUUCGAUGGCUUUGACGAGUUCAGGUUCAGGUUCACGGACCGUGAGCGUCACUGCUCCCCGACCGACCCCAUGUCGGUCCAGAAUCUGCUGUUCAACCUUCUGCAGGGCAACCUGCUGAAGAACGCCCGCAAGGUGUUGACCAGCCGUCCGGCCGCCGUGUCCGCGUUCCUCCGGAAGUACGUGCGCGCGGAGCUCGCCCUCAAGGGCUUCUCGGAAGACGGCAUCGAACUGUACCUGCGGAAGCGCCAUCGCGAGCCGGGGGUGGCCGACCGCCUGAUCGGCCUGCUCAAAGCGACCUCAGCCCUGCACGGUCUGUGCCACCUCCCCGUCUUCUCGUGGAUGGUGUCCAAAUGCCACCAGGAACUGUUGCUGCAGGGCGGAGGGUCCCCCAAGACCACCACGGACAUGUACCUGCUGAUCCUGCAGCACUUCCUGCUGCACGCCGCCCCCCCAGACUCAGCCCGUCAGGGUCUGGGACCCAGCCUGCUUCGAGGCAGGCUCCCCACGCUCCUGCACCUCGGCCGCCUGGCUCUCUGGGGCCUGGGCAUGAGCUGCUACGUGUUCUCCGCCCCGCAGCUCCAGGCGGCGCAUGUCGACAGCGAGGACGUUUCUCUCGGCUUCCUGGUGCACGCCAAAAGGGGUGCGCCCGGGAGCACAGCCCCCCUGGAGUUCCUGCACAUCACGUUCCAGUGCUUCUUUGCCGCCUUCUACCUCGCACUCAGUGCUGAGCUGCCGGCGUCCUUGCUCAGACACCUCUUCGGUGGUCGCCAGCCGGGGAGCUCGCUGCUGGCCAGGCUGCUGUCCACGCUGUGCGUGCCCGACUCGCGAUGCGAGGAGGCCAGUGUGGCCGCUUUGCUGCAGGAGGCGGAGCCACACAACCUGCAGAUCACAGCAGCCUUCCUGGCAGGGCUGGUGUCGCGGGAGCACCGGGUCCUGCUGGCCGAGUGUCAGGCGUCCGAGAAGGCCCUGCUGCGGCGCCAGGCCUGUGCCCGGAGGUGCCUGGCCCGCAGCCUCCACGAACACUUCCAUACCAUCCCACCGGCCGUUCCGGGCGAGGCCAAGAGCAUGCACGCCAUGCCGGGGUUCGUCUGGCUCAUCCGGAGCCUCUAUGAGAUGCGGGAGGAGCGGCUGGCGCGGGAGGCCGUGCGUGGGCUGAACGUCGGGCACCUCAAGCUGACCUUUUGCGGCGUGGGCCCUGCCGAGUGCGCGGCCCUGGCCUUCGUGCUGCGCCACCUCCGGCAGCCCGUGGCCUUGCAGCUGGACCACAACUCCGUGGGCGACGUGGGCGUCGAGCAGCUGCUGCCCUGCCUCGGCGUCUGCAAGGCUCUGUACCUGCGAGAUAAUAACAUCUCAGACCGGGGCAUCUGCAAGCUCAUCGAACACGCCCUUCAUUGUGAGAAGCUGCAGAAGUUAGCUCUGUUCAACAACAAGCUGACCGAUGGCUGUGCACACUCCAUGGCCAGGCUGCUCGGGUGCAGGCGGAACUUCCUGGCCUUGAGGCUGGGGAACAACCACAUCACUGCCGCAGGAGCCCAGGUGCUGGCCCAGGGGCUCAGGGCCAACGCCUCCCUCCAGUUCCUGGGGUUCUGGGGCAACAAGGUGGGUGACGAGGGGGCCCAGGCCUUGGCUGAAGCUGUAGGUGAUCACCAGAGCUUGAAGUGGCUCAGCCUGGUGGGGAACGACAUCGGCAGCACAGGUGCUCGGGCCCUGGCGUCGAUGCUGGAAAAGAACGUGGCCCUGGAAGAGCUCUGCCUGGAAGAGAACCAUCUCCAAGACGAAGGUGUGUGUUCUCUCGCCGAAGGACUUAAGAGAAAUUCAAGUUUGAAAGUCCUGAAGCUGUCCAACAAUCGCAUCACCUGCCGUGGGGCAGAAGCCCUCCUGAAGGCCCUGGAAAGAAAUGACACUAUCCUGGAAGUCUGGCUUCGAGGAAACACUUUCUCUCCUGAGGAAAUGGAGAGGCUCAGCCACAGGGACGCCAGACUCUUGCUUUGAUGUCUCCAGGCCAAGGUCCUCCCAGUCUGUGUGCGAGGGGGCCGUGGCUCUGGAGCCCAGGAGCCGGAUUCCACCUGGCAGCGGCCCAUUCAGAUGGAGCCCUGUCCCCAGGCCUAGGGCGGAUGUUGUACAUCUCCUUCAUCCUGGCAGAGGAAGGAGCAUCAGCGCUCUUCGGAGCAGGCGUUUGCCAUCAAGUUCUUCCCACGAUUCGAUCCACAGGCGGUAGCAAAGGAGCAGCCCCUUAUAACGUGGGGCCGGCCUCCGGGGGUUUGCCGAGUGCCUGUGGGCGCAGAGACCUGGAUCCACGGGAGAGGCCCCUUCCCACCCCGCUCGCCAUGAGGAGAGGUGUUCAGGAAGGAACUGUCUGCCACGUCGCAGCUCCUGGGUAGGCGUCCAGGCCGUUCCCCACAUCCGGUUCCUCCGCUCAUCCUGGACCCCGCACGUGGCACUUCUCUGCUGGAGGAUUACGAAGAUCAGUGUUCUCAGCUUUGCUGCUUCCCGUAUGGCUGCCCGCUGCCCAUCUCCCAGCCUGGGAGGGGUUGCGAUUUACCCCUUUCUCCUUUCCGGUACUUAAGAUGUUAUUGGGAGGGGACACAUGACAGCCAUUUAGCCCCCAAGAUAUUCUAGAUUUGCAAAAAAAAUAUGUCCAUCUAUAGCUGCCAUCACACAUGGACUUUUAUUUCCAGCGAAGUCAAUUACUCUUCCAUGAAGCCUUUAGAAACAACUCGCCAUCCAAAUGCAGCUUUUAAAAAUUCGUCUGCGUCAGAAUUUUGAACGGCCUCACUAGGUUUCUGGUUUCUGGUUGAUGCUCAUGAACUGAAUUCUGAGAGCAGACUUCCAAAAUAUACCCCUAAGAGUCAGUUCCGUUUUCUUCGUGCCAGAAUGCUUUAGGAUAUAAAGUUAUGGAUCAAAGGUUUACAGGGGCAAAAUCAAAGGCCCUUCCUUUCAAGCAGAUGUGUGUUUGGAUUUUUCGAGAGGGUGCAUGUUGUAGCUUUUGUAAAUUGUCAGUGCUGUGCAAGUGUUAUUAUUUUAAACGUUAUUAUUUGUGAAACCUGGUUAAUAUUUAUAAACCACUUUGUGUUAUUCUCCCAAGUUUAUAUUUUUAUUAAAAAAAAAAAAACAACUGUGAA